AUGAAGUUAUUCUGCUUGCUUUAUCAUAUUGCAAAGCCAUAAUUUACAGUUGGUUACUUCGGACAGAAAUACUACACGAUCGUUGAAGCAAUUGAUAUUGCAAUGUCAUAGAUGCCAUUAAUUACAGUAAAAUGCACAACCUUGAAUAACACUGCAAAAAAUUCCUGCAACAGAGGCCUAUUAAAAAUUGAAACAAUAUCCAAAUAUUAAAACGUCAAUGAAGAAUGUAAUCAUUAGUUAUAUAAACUCACAGAAGCUAUUCUGCUAACUUUAUUGUACUAAAGAGCUUAUAUUGGUAAUUAAUUAGCUAAAUUUGCAAAUAAUACAAAAUACCAAACAAUGGUUGAAAAAAACGAAAGACUUACACAAAUAUGCCAAUAGUAACUGUGUAAUGAACAGUCCUUAGCAUUCUUAAAAUUAUGUAAAUGCAUGAACCAACUAAAGAGUCUACAGAGAUGA
Stylonychia lemnae is the source of this 459-nucleotide messenger RNA. Lineage: Eukaryota; Ciliophora; Spirotrichea; Sporadotrichida; Oxytrichidae. The record is from the annotation of a GenBank genome assembly.